UUCCAGUAUCCUGCGGUACUGGGAAAUGGGUAAAACGACGCCCAUAUAGAAGUGACUCGUAAAGCUGUUUUGUCUCAGUCUGUUUAGAAUCUUGUUCUCUAAUCAUUACUCCCUUAAGACCUAAAGUUACUUUAACUCUCUACAAUCAUGAAGUUCUUUAUUGCGGUGGGUAUUUUAGUAACGGUGAUAAAUAUAAUUGAAGCUCAACAUCAACAGAAUUAUCAACCUCAAGCCCAACCUCAACAGGCACAGCCACAACGUUACCAAGAGCCACAAUUGAAUUAUCAACCAUUUGCUCAAGCGCCAGCGAACAUAAAGCAAUUGUUGCAGCUUCAACAAGCACGUGAACCAGUGGUUCAUCUUCCACCACAGCCUGUCCCCAAUUUGGGACCAGCACAGCCUAUUAAACCAGUCCAGAUUGCCCAGGGUCAGCUGCCAGCCCAGGGUCAGCAUCAGUACCAACCUCAAGUGCAAUACGGUGCGAACCCUCAGCAGCCUAAUUAUGAAAAUCAAGCUGCUGCUUUCAAUGCUCAGUAUCAACAGCGUCAACAACCUCAAGCUGCUCCUGGACCUCAGUAUCAACAACCAAAUCCACAGUACCAAGGCUAAUUAAUAAUAAAGUAUUACAUCAUUUUUAAAUCAAUCACUAACUAAAUUUGAUAAAUAACAAAAAAAAUAAUAUUUCAUUACGUGACUUGUAAUAAAUUUAAAUAAAUUGUGCAGAAUAUUUAAAUGAAGAAAGUAAUUUUAAUAAAAAGUAAUUGUUGUAUCUAAUGAAAAAAUUUAUUGUUAUAAAAUAAAAAUUCUAACUGACUACAAUUAUCAUACAUAAGUUUCGUUUCGCUGACCCAAUGAAUCUGUACUAGAGUACACAAGUUUCCUGGAUCGUUUCUCCUGCACAAUUGCUUUCACUUGAACAUACUCACUCUUUCGGAAGGGGGCAAAUAGAGGAAUUCUGUUCAAUCUGUAUCUCGACUCUCAAUACAAUUCUACACCACGAUACUUACAUACAUACACACACAUAUAUAUUUAUAUACAUAUUAUUUUCGCGACCUGAUUGUAAAUCCAGUUAUAUUCAGUGCCUUUAUUCAUAUGCAAUUUUCUGCAAUAAUAUGAUUUACAUAAUUAAGAUCACUUACUUAUUUAUUAAACCAACAUCCACUUAAUAAAAACUGAUUUAAUUAACACUCUUAAUUAAAUUAAUUAAUUUAUAUAUUCAUUUAAAUAAUAACUUAAUAAUUUAUUAAUUAGGAGUAUCAAUGUAAUAGAGCAGUAUAAGAAAUGGACUGAAUUUAACACCGGUGUAACUUGGCG
Messenger RNA from Microplitis mediator, 1314 nucleotides. RefSeq names its product DNA translocase FtsK-like. The record is from RefSeq and is a predicted model, not a curated record. The transcript has 2 exons. The coding region runs from base 148 to 609 and encodes 153 amino acids. NCBI's taxonomy places the organism in Eukaryota, Metazoa, Arthropoda, Insecta, Hymenoptera, Braconidae.